AUGGGUUCAGAAAUGGAGGCCAAGCUUCAGGAGCUCGAGGCCCGGUUGGCAGCUCUGGAAAGCGCCGGAGCGGGUGGCGAAGACGGCGUCCUGCCCUCACGAAAGACCGGCGGUGAUGCUCAAAUCAUGAAAAAGGUGGCCACCCGCCUGCAAGACUUCGAGUCGCAGAUCACUGCCCAGCUCGCGAACCUGCAGACGGACUUCGACGUCCUGUGCUAA
This is a messenger RNA of Symbiodinium sp. CCMP2592, 219 nucleotides long. The record is from the annotation of a GenBank genome assembly. NCBI's taxonomy places the organism in Eukaryota, Dinophyceae, Suessiales, Symbiodiniaceae.